AUGGCAGGCAAAAACAUGUCGUCGCGAUUGCUGAACAUGAAGUUCAUGCAACGCGCAUCAGCCUCUACACCUACCACACCCACCACCCCUGACGGCUCUCGACCCUCCAAACGCCUAAAGACCGAACCAGUCGACCCUGAUGUACGCGCAUUCCAAGAAGCUGCUGCUGCCGAGGAAGCCAAGAAGAACGCCUUUAUCGAACGCGCCGCCGCCGAAGCUGGAGAAACAAAAUGGGUCCUCAGUGUCAGUGACAACAAGCCCAAGACUGCUGGACCAGGCUUUCGUAUUGUCGAAGCUGGAUAUGGUGCCAUUGACUCGGGUGCGCCGAUACUCGAAAGUGAUGACGACGAGGAAGAAGAGCAGAGUGCUGGAAUGGCAGGCCGAAGGAGUUUUGGAAAGUUCAACAAAGCUGUUGAGCGUCAACACAAUCCAGACCUUUCCUCUUCAGAAUCUGAACAUGACUCGGACGCCUCCUCAGACUCAGACUCAGAAGACGACGAAGACCUAGACGAAGCAGAACUUCUCCUCAAAGCAGAAAGGAAAGAAGCAGCAGCCAGAUUACGCGCCGAACGCAAAGCCCAACGAAAAGCCGAAGAGGUCAAAUCAAAACAGAUGGCUGAGCGACGGAGGAGUAGAGACAUCAACCUGAACAAAAUGGGUGGUAUUUCCAAUGCGGCUAUCAAAAACAAGCAGGCCAAUGUUGCCAAUAUGGCUUGUCAUAUUUGUGGCCAGAAGGGACACUUGCAGAGGGACUGCCCAGACAAGAAGCAAAGAAGGGGAGACAAGAGAAAGAGUGGUGGUGCUAUGGAUUAUUGA
Aureobasidium melanogenum CBS 110374 is the source of this 816-nucleotide messenger RNA. RefSeq lists its product as uncharacterized. The transcript is spliced from 3 exons. The coding region runs from base 1 to 816 and encodes 271 amino acids. The record is from RefSeq and is a predicted model, not a curated record. Gene Ontology annotation, molecular function: zinc ion binding; nucleic acid binding. Lineage: Eukaryota; Fungi; Ascomycota; Dothideomycetes; Dothideales; Saccotheciaceae.